AUGGCUGACACGUCUGCUGUUAACGAAAAGAAGCGCAAAUUCACUAAAGAUGCUGUACACACUAACUCUGUCGUGACGUCUGCUGAACUUCUGAAAUGUUCUUUUGAUCACCAUAGCAAAUAUACAAAACAGAAACUGGAUGUUAGUGGAGAUGACGAACAAUCAGAGGGAAAAGAAGAUCAAUCUCCUUUUUCGCAAAAACAAAAUGACAUAACACCUAAGAGGAAACCAGAAGAUGUCGAGGAAGAAGAUGACAUUUACUACAAUUUUGAAGUGACCACACAGGACAGCACCCUCAUCGCGGAGGAAACAGAUGUUCGGCUAAGAAUGGAAGGGUGGCGUAAAAAAUCUAAAUACGUUUCAGCAAUCCACAAGCAAGAUCUGUUGCGCUAUAACAUAAUCGAUACUAUUGGUUCAUCGGCGACGAACGCGCGGAGGCUUUUUGAGAAUAUUUGGGAGACUAUGGUUAUUGCUAUGGAAGAGGUGCCUUCGAUUUCAAUAACAAAAGAUGAUAAAAUAAAAAAUUAUACCAAAGAAUUGUUUAUGGGUGUGAAUUCACUCGAAAAAUUACGAGAAACAAUUAAGUCAAAUCAUUUCACAUUGAGGACAAGUGGUAAUACCGGAUGGAAGAGACAAAUUAUAAAAAUAUCAAAGAUUUAUCGUAAUCAAUUUGAGAAUGGGAAAAAUUCCUUCAAAGCAUUGAAAUGUUCGGCAAUCCUUUUAAACAUAUCUCAACGAGAUAAUGAUCGCCGUAGUCCUGGAAGCAAGAUCGAUACUAUAAUUAAGUUGAUGGAAUUGAAUCUUGAAUUUUCUAUUGUGGAGGUCUCUGGGUCUCCAUCAGAUCCGGAUCAUUCUCAUUAUGUCGGAGACCGCAAUAAGAUAGCGAAAAAUCUAAAAAUUAUUUUAAAUUAUAUUAGAACGGAAUAUUCUGAGGAUUUCCAACAAUUUCGCAAGAUUAAAGUGUACGGAGUACAAAGUUAUAGUAAGUAUUAUGAGCUGGACAGCUUAUCCUUACCUUUCUCCGGAGUUUAUUAUUUCAAGCAAGAAUUUAUGUUCGAAUGUCCAACAAUUACCUUACUUGUUUCUAAAGCAUUACCGAAAUUCUUAGACAACUUAUGGAAAAUACGAGAUAUUAUUUCUUCAAGUGUUGAAAGCAUCACUUCAUAUAUUGAAAAUAUGAGAGAAUCAGACGAUGAUGGUAGUAAUGAUACCGAUCCGUUUGGCAUAUUACGUAAUAAAGCUUUUACCAAUGCAAGACAAUUAGAAUUCCUUAUUCCAGAUUAUAUUUUAUCGCGUUUAUUAUUUACCACAUCGGGCUUGUAUCUUUUUCGUGUUAAUUCAUAUCGGAAAAAUAUUGCUGUUUAUAUUCGGGAUGUACUCGAUACAAGUUAA
Molecule: messenger RNA, 1392 nt
Organism: Funneliformis mosseae
Lineage: Eukaryota; Fungi; Glomeromycota; Glomeromycetes; Glomerales; Glomeraceae
Source: the annotation of a GenBank genome assembly